This is a messenger RNA of Xylona heveae TC161, 730 nucleotides long. Its product is annotated as vacuolar ATP synthase. Gene Ontology annotation, molecular function: proton-transporting ATPase activity, rotational mechanism. Gene Ontology annotation, biological process: proton transmembrane transport. Gene Ontology annotation, cellular component: fungal-type vacuole membrane; proton-transporting V-type ATPase, V1 domain. NCBI's taxonomy places the organism in Eukaryota, Fungi, Ascomycota, Xylonomycetes, Xylonales, Xylonaceae. The transcript has 4 exons. The record is from RefSeq and is a predicted model, not a curated record. Bases 189 to 563 code for a protein of 124 amino acids.
ACCACUUGCACUAGAAUCUAAACCCAGGAAUACAGCCACAGCUCACUCUCAGGCUACAACCUUCUCUCACCGUAAGCCACACAAUCAUUCGUUAUCGUCGCAGGUCUACCUGACCCAUUUCGAGUACUCACUUCGGCAUCGCACGCGGAGAAUUUCCUGCACGCCAGCGCUCUCGAGAUCCUCAAAUCAUGGCGGCACCAACUGCCUCCAACAAGGACCGCCAAUUCCUUGCAGUCAUUGGCGAUGAGGAUUCCGUGACUGGGCUUUUACUCGCUGGUAUUGGUCAUGUAACGCAGCCGCCGGACUCGCAGAAGAAUUUCCUUGUCGUGGAUCAGAAAACGGAAACGGCCGCGAUCGAAGCCGCCUUUGAUAAUUUCACAGAGGAGCGCAAAGAUAUUGCCAUUGUGCUCAUCAAUCAACAUGUUGCGGAACGGAUACGACAUCGCGUGGACACAUAUACUGCUGCAUUUCCAGCUCUGUUAGAGAUACCCUCAAAGGAUCACCCGUACGAUCCGGAGAAAGACAGUGUUCUCCGCAGAGUAAGACGGCUUUUUGGAGAGUAGAUAUCUUAGAGGAAUGGAUUUGUCCGCAUUAGUUUGCUCAUGGGAGAGGGUUCGAGUUGAUUGUUAGAAAUGAGCGUGCGGGAUUUUGUAAUUUCGUCAUCUUCGUAUAAAUAUCCAUGCGCAUUAUGAUUAUACUAACGUUUGGACGUUACAAUAUCAUGCAGUAC